AUGUCGAACUCCAUGCAUCAAUCUUCGACUGUACACGACGUCACUCCUGAUGCAGUCACCCCCGAAGUUGGCCAUCCUGCAAUUGAUCUCAACCUUCCAGAUCUGAACGAUCCACUGGAAGAUCAGGAUCCGGAUUCGUCCGUCUCCGACUGCGAGAGCCUCAUCUCCACCUGUCGAUCUGACACUGCUCUAAUGCCCUUCAUCAGCAGCGGGUUGACGGAACUUAGCGAGGGAGACCAGGCCUUCCGCAUUAUCAGGGAGAGAUUCGUCUCGUGGCUAGGUGCGCAUGGGGUGGAAGUCGCCGUGGUGGCAAUCCACCAGAACAGCUUCUCCAGCGUCUCGGCCAAAGCACGGGCCCAAGUGUUUCAACUUUGCUCCCAGGCAGUGCAGCAGAGAAGCGGCGGCGGCGACACCGCCAACGUGAGGCACGCCUGGUAUGCGAUCUCGAGGGAAGAGGUGCCCAACAUCUUCUCCUAUGGCUUUGGCUAUAGUGGGAAGCCUAUGAACAGUGCCUUGUUUGGUCGUGGACUUUAUUUUGCUCCCGAAAUUCAUCUCAUCGAAAGUGCUAAGUAUGCCCCUAUGGAUAGAGAUGGUCUUAGGCAUCUAUUGCUUUGCCGGGUCAUAUUGGGGAAAUCAGAACUUGUCACUUUUGGUUCGGAACAAUCUCAUCCUAGCUCAGAACAAUAUGAUUCGGGCAUCGACGACUUAUUAUCUCCAACAAGAUACAUUGUUUGGAGCACCCAUAUGAACACUCACGUGUUGCCAGAGUACGUUAUCAGCUUUAGAGCCCCUUGUGACUUGAGAGAGCUCUUGAAGAUCUUACGUCCAUCUGACAUGAAUUUGGUGGCUAAGCAUUAUGAGGACCACAUGCGGGGAAAGAUUUCGAGGCAUGUGCUGGUACAGAAAGUAAGGCAAAUUAUUGGGGAUAAGUUGUUGAUUGAAAUCAUCAACAGUUACGGAACUAAGGUGCGGAUUAUGAUCCUUUGA
Messenger RNA from Eucalyptus grandis, 987 nucleotides. RefSeq names its product probable inactive poly [ADP-ribose] polymerase SRO5. The transcript is spliced from 4 exons. NCBI's taxonomy places the organism in Eukaryota, Viridiplantae, Streptophyta, Magnoliopsida, Myrtales, Myrtaceae. Gene Ontology annotation, molecular function: NAD+ poly-ADP-ribosyltransferase activity. The record is from RefSeq and is a predicted model, not a curated record. The coding region runs from base 1 to 987 and encodes 328 amino acids.